Molecule: messenger RNA, 1792 nt
Organism: Saccostrea cuccullata (small rock oyster)
Lineage: Eukaryota; Metazoa; Mollusca; Bivalvia; Ostreida; Ostreidae
Exons: 4
Coding region: 126-1604 (492 amino acids)
Source: RefSeq, a predicted model, not a curated record
UUCAUUGUAAUGGUCACAUAUGGGAGCUGAGGGUUUUAAAUUUCAUACUUUUGUAUCAAUUUACUUGUAAAUAGUACGAUAUGAAAUGACGGUCAUUAAGUGGCAUUUGUGGCAACAUUGUUGUCAUGAAGAUGCGAACGAAGAGGUCAUGGCGUUUAAUCGUGCUGAUGACCUUAUUAACUGUGAUUGGCAUUCUUCUUAUUCACAAGAUUACAUUAUUUCUAAAGAAGAAUGUUGAAGCCGGAUACAAGGAUACAUGGACAUUAAUGGCGGCAGAGAAACAUCCGGUCCGACAAUGGAGUGAUUUACCCGUCCACGUGGUGGAAGAGCAUCACGAAGUUCUGCCAUACUGGCUUCGAGCAGCUGAUCAUGGAAGAAUUUCAAAAGGGGUUACUCUUAUCCACAUAGACGGACACAGCGACAUGGCAUCGAAUUUCUAUUUGGAGGGAUAUCCAUUUUUCAAAUGGCCAAAAAGUCCUCAAGACAUAAAUAUUAUGAUGCAACGCAACGACGGUUUUAUUACGGCGGCAGCCAUGGCAGGACUGAUUAAAAACGUUAUCUGGAUUUGGCCAAAAUGGGACCAAGUGAAUCACAAUGAGUCCAGGACAUCUGGAACAAUCCACCUCGGCUGGACAAUUACAAAGCAGACCAAAAACGGUACCGACAAAGCAUUUUGUGUGUGCAUAGCAGAGGACACGGAACAGCAAAAGUCCUGCGUGUUCACGUCUGCUGAUGAAACCGACAUGGAGGUGGCGAUGGAAGAAGAUGCAUGCAUCAUCAAAAGGUCUAUCCAUUACACAGAAAUGAGAGAAGACGUGGCUAAGGAAUACCUGCAGACGACCCCUGAAGGUUUUGAUAACAUGAUACUUGACAUUGACGAAGACUUUUUUGGUUGUGAGUAUGCAUCACAGCCUCUCUAUGACCUCUCCGUUGAUUCGAACACGUUGGAUAAUUAUCUCUUUCAGCUGUUCUGCCCACUUCAUCAAAGUGGAGAGGCUUUAUUGGACAAAUAUUUGUCAGAGGUCAUUGAAUUUGUAAAGCGUACAAAGUGUAUAUCCGAAAACAAACCUGAAAAUUGUGACAGCAAAGUUAUAAGUGAGACAAAGCAGUUUUUCCUAAAGAAAAGAAGUAUUUGGCGUCCUUACAUUUGCAAAACCACGAGGAAAGAGAGGAACUCGAUUAUCGAUGGAAUAAUUAAAGAACUCUUCAAAUUAGAUUCAAAGCAAUUAAGUGCUGUACAGAAAGUUGGAUUUUGUCUAUCUACAACACGAAAAACCUACCAACUGAUAGGCCCAUCCAUGUUUACUAUAUGCAAAGGAGCUAAUUCUCCAAAUGAGACUGCUGUCACGGAACACAGAACUAACGCUAUGGAAGUGAGCACCAGGGGCCAAUUACUUAGCAACAUUCUGCAAGUAUUUAAGGAAAGUCCCCCAAAACUCGUCACUGUGUGUCGAUCUGUCCGUGAUGGGUAUACCCCAAAGAAACAUUUCGCACAGAUAGAAAGCAUAGUAUUAAAUUCCAUCCGCAAAAAUUACCGUAAGACUUUUAUCCAUUAUGACAAGGGCCUGCUUGGUGGAAAGAAAGGAUUCAAACAAUCCAAAUAAAUUCCGAUUAUCACGUCUUAAAUAUACACUAUAUUGUAACGAGUGCAAGUACAUCUACAUGUAAAUUUCAGAAGAAAGGAUCAGGAAUACACGAAGUACUCUGUAUAUUUAUGCAUGUUUAACCACCAGCGAGGUUCAUAAAUAUGGUGCUGUUUAUUGGUUCAUGUUAAUGAUAUGCUUGAUGAAAU